Olea europaea var. sylvestris is the source of this 1368-nucleotide messenger RNA. RefSeq names its product ribonuclease H2 subunit A. Gene Ontology annotation, cellular component: ribonuclease H2 complex. Lineage: Eukaryota; Viridiplantae; Streptophyta; Magnoliopsida; Lamiales; Oleaceae. Gene Ontology annotation, molecular function: RNA binding; RNA-DNA hybrid ribonuclease activity. The record is from RefSeq and is a predicted model, not a curated record. The coding region runs from base 104 to 997 and encodes 297 amino acids. Gene Ontology annotation, biological process: mismatch repair; DNA replication, removal of RNA primer. The transcript is spliced from 9 exons.
AUUAACAAAAGUUCCCCAAAACGCACGCAGCCAUCUUCCUAGCAAGUAGCCAAGCCCCUCUUUUGGCGGGAACAGGGAGCCUGAGCGAAAAAAAAUACCUCCAAUGGAAUCGGAGACGGCACUGCCGAAAUGGGCAUCGAAGCCUUGCAUAAUGGGCAUUGAUGAAGCUGGUCGUGGUCCUGUUUUAGGACCAAUGGUCUAUGGGUGCUUGUACUGUGCUCGCUCCUACCAGAAAACUCUAUCCACACUCAAAUUUGCAGAUUCAAAGACGUUAAAAGAAGAAAAGAGGGAAGAGUUGUUUGAGAAUUUGAAGGCUGACGAAUCAAUCGGAUGGGCUGUUGAUGUGAUAGACCCAAGAGAGCUCUCAUCCAAAAUGUUGAAGAAAAAUAAGAUAAACCUUAAUGAAAUAUCACACGAUUCUGCCAUGGGCCUCAUUAGAAAGGUGUUGAGCAUAGGCAUUCUUCUUACUGAGGUCUAUGUGGAUACAGUUGGAGAUGCUGAAAAGUAUAAAGUAAAACUGUCUGAGAGAUUUCCAAAUAUUAAAUUUGUGGUUGCAAAGAAAGCUGACAGUCUUUACCCUGUUGUAAGUGGUGCAAGUAUUGUUGCAAAGGUCACAAGAGACAGAGCUUUGCGGGAUUGGGUGCUUGAUGAAACUGCUGCAAACAUGCAUACAACUUUUGGAUCUGGAUAUCCCGGAGAUCCACAGACAAAGGCCUGGUUGGAAGAUCAUAAACACUCAAUCUUCGGAUUCCCAACACUGGUGCGCUUCAGUUGGGGAACAUGUACAUCAUAUUCCAAAGACAUGGUCGAAGUGUUAUGGGAAACUGAUGACGCUGAUGAGGAUGGUAGCGAUGGAAGAACUGGGAAACGACAAUUGAAACUAACUAAUGUUGGUUUCACUCCAGUGAAGAGAAAAAGUGAAGAAACUGAAUCAAGUGGGAAAGGUCGUUGCAAAUUUUUCCAAGCUCGUAAACUUGAGCUACUCUCCCAUUUCUGAAGGUAGCAUAUGAUGAAGAGGCUUCGAGAGGAUAAAAUUUGAGCCAGUAUCAUCCUUAAACUAUGAAGCAAGUUCAGAAAAUAUCAAUAUGAAUAACUUGGAAAGAAUCUCUAACUCUAGGAUUUGAUUACCAGGAAGUAAGCUAUUCGACCAUCACCGAGUGGCUCAGAUUUUAAUGCUUGUGGUCGAUGUCUUUCAGGUAAUGAAGAUAAUCCGUGGAUUGUAUUAUUUCUCACCUUAAAUAAUAUGAUGUUUUUGUAUAGUUGGAAAUGGCAUGAAUAGAGCCGAAUGUAUCAAACCUUGUGUGUGCUACUACUGUUUUUCCUUGACUCUUUGAUGGCUACAUUUAUAAUACCUAGUGUUAUUACCAA